AUGCUGCGACUGCGAAAGAAAUCGGUGGAAUUUCUUGUUCAAUCUUCUCACCAACUCCAGGCUUCUCCAUUAGUGAAAUAUACUGCUUUAUCUCUCUUCGCUGACCGAUUUCUCCCUUCUCUCACCACUUUGAUAAAACAGGGGAAUGAGAUGGGAAGUUGGCUUUUACGAUCCAUGGAACAGAGUAAUUUGCAGUUAUUUUCACUUAUUUCGAUCUGGAUCUCAAGUAAAAUACACGAUUCUCGUGCUCUACCGGUAAAAUGUUUGAAAUCAUUGGGAGACAAGUUUAUUAAAGAUCAACAUUUUACUAUUAGAGAUUUCUUGGAAGCUGAGGUGAUCUUCCUUCAGGCGUUGAAAUUUGAGAUUGGGACAUCAAAUGUGGCCUUCUUAUUCCUUGAAGAGCUUUUUCUUCAGUUCAAGGGAGUAGCAAAAGUUGGGGAAAUGGUGAGCUUUGAAGCAUGCAUGGAUGUGAUGGAUCUUCUUUAUGAAAAGGAGGAAACAUCAAUUCUUUUUAGUUGUCCAUGUUCUCUGGCUGCAUCCAUCUUGGUUACUUCAUAUGCAGUCACAGUCCCUAAACAACAGUGGGAGUUUCCUGUUCUUCCUUGGGUUAAGUUUGUAACAUCGUACAAAGAAGAGGACAUAGUUGAACAAGUCAAGGAUAUUCUUAAGCAUGUGUUUGAACCCCAUUGCUAGCCAAGGUUUCUAUAGAUCAGAAAGCAGUUUUAUGGCAAGAGAAUAA
This is a messenger RNA of Durio zibethinus, 739 nucleotides long. Lineage: Eukaryota; Viridiplantae; Streptophyta; Magnoliopsida; Malvales; Malvaceae. The record is from RefSeq and is a predicted model, not a curated record.